CUGUGUACAAUUGUGAAAAGACACGGGCAGAGAAGAAGAGUAGUCAGCCUACAGUUCAGUAGAAACAUCCAUUUUCUGUUUAGAGACCCGCGGCCAUCUCUGAAUCCGAGUGGAAAAGAGAAAAUAUCAUCAUGGGAGCUGUUCUGGGCUUGUGCUCCAUGGCGAGCUGGAUCCCGUGUCUGUGCGGCAGCGCCCCCUGUCUGCUUUGUCGCUGCUGCCCCAGUGGAAAUAACUCGACGGUGACGCGCCUCAUUUACGCCUUCUUCCUUCUGCUGGGAGUGGGAGUCGCCUGCAUCAUGCUGAUGCCGGGCAUGGAGGAGCAUUUGAAGAAGAUUCCGGGAUUCUGCGAGGGCGGCAUGGGCUCGUCCAUUCCCGGCGUGGAGGGCCACGUGAACUGCGACGUGCUGGUCGGCUACAAGGCGGUGUACCGCGUUUGCUUCGGCAUGGCCAUCUUUUUCCUUCUCUUUUCUCUGCUCAUGAUCAAAGUCAAGAGCAGCAGAGACCCCCGAGCUGCGCUUCAUAACGGGUUUUGGUUCUUCAAGUUUGCAGCGGCUGUCGCCAUCACCGUUGGGUCUUUUUUCAUCGCAGAGGGUCCCUUUACGACCGUGUGGUUCUACAUCGGAAUGGCGGGUGCGUUCUGCUUCAUCCUCAUCCAGUUGGUUUUGCUGAUUGACUUUGCGCAUUCCUGGAACGAGUCCUGGGUGGAGAAGAUGGAGGAGGGCAAUUCACGCUGCUGGUACGCAGCCCUGCUGUCGGUCACGGCGCUCAACUACGUGUUGUCUCUGGCGGCCGUGGUCUUGUUCUACGUCUACUACACCCACUCUGACGGAUGCACCGAGAACAAGGUCUUCAUCAGCAUCAACAUGUUGCUCAGCCUCGGAGCGUCCGUCAUUUCCGUCCUGCCUCAGAUCCAGGAGUCCCAGCCCAGGUCCGGCCUACUGCAGUCCUCCCUGGUCACCCUGUACACCAUGUACUUGACCUGGUCCGCAAUGACAAACGAGCCCGACAGGAAGUGCAACCCAAGCCUUCUGGGUAUCAUCGGGCUGAACUCCACCACCCCUGCACGUGAGGACCAUGCGGUCCAAUGGUGGGACGCCCAGGGCCUUGUGGGUUUGAUCCUGUUCCUCCUGUGCGUCCUAUACUCCAGUAUCCGUAACUCGUCCAACGCUCAGGUGAACAAGCUGACCCUGACGAGUGACGAGUCGGCCCUGAUCGACGACGGGCCUCGGGCCGAGAGUCUCGAGGAGAGCGGCGGGGCCAACCGCGCCGUGGAUAACGAGAAGGAAGGAGUCACCUAUUCCUAUUCCUUCUUUCAUUUCAUGCUCUUCCUGGCUUCGCUCUACAUCAUGAUGACGCUGACCAAUUGGUACAGCCCCGACUCCAACUAUGAAACCAUGACGAGCAAGUGGCCCUCCGUUUGGGUCAAGGUCUCCUCCAGCUGGAUCUGCAUCGCUCUCUACGUGUGGACUCUGGUGGCUCCGCUGGUCCUGGUCAACAGGGACUUUGACUGAAACACUCAUUGUCCCCAUCGCUUGUGCAUACUUAUGCAAAUGUCAGCUUCGCCCGUGUUUUGUCGCUGGCUGCGUCAAAAUCGUCUCGCUGCGAUUCAGCGGUUUGAAAAGUUUUUGUUUUCCUAACCCUGAGCUGCAGCCGAAUCCCAUUUUGCGUGUUCCCGUGUGACUCUUAAGCAGCGUGUUCUUGUGGUUCCUGUUGUAAAUACGUGACCUGGAUGUUUCCCCGGUGUGUUCUAUUCAAAUUCGUGCAUGCUUUUUACACACACACACACAUUUACACACGCAAUGCAUUCCUGAUUCUGUUGGAGGAAUAGGUCUGUUUGUGACUUGCAACUUUUUUAAGUUUUUGCUGUUCACACUAGUUUCCGCACUCAGCACUUGUAUUGUAUUAUGGCUAUAAGCUCUGCUCUUAUCCAAAUAUGACUUUUAAAAUGUUAAGUGUAUUGUAACUGAGUUGUCCCCAACCUUUUUUGCCCCACGGACCUGUUUAGACAACAGCCUUUAAGGUGUGUGUGACAGAUAAAAACAACAAAUAAUAUAAUGUGACCUGCACGAAAACUGGUGUUUUCCAAACAGAAUAAUAAACAUGAUUCAUGACACGAAGAA
This is a messenger RNA of Hippocampus zosterae (dwarf seahorse), 2120 nucleotides long. RefSeq names its product serine incorporator 1 (gene serinc1). NCBI's taxonomy places the organism in Eukaryota, Metazoa, Chordata, Actinopteri, Syngnathiformes, Syngnathidae. Bases 132 to 1511 code for a protein of 459 amino acids. The record is from RefSeq and is a predicted model, not a curated record. Gene Ontology annotation, cellular component: membrane. The transcript is spliced from 10 exons.